Messenger RNA from Aedes aegypti (yellow fever mosquito), 5163 nucleotides. It is a transcript of the gene Nc73EF, whose product is annotated as 2-oxoglutarate dehydrogenase, mitochondrial. Gene Ontology annotation, cellular component: oxoglutarate dehydrogenase complex; mitochondrion. Gene Ontology annotation, molecular function: oxoglutarate dehydrogenase (succinyl-transferring) activity; thiamine pyrophosphate binding. The transcript has 12 exons. The coding region runs from base 298 to 3534 and encodes 1078 amino acids. Gene Ontology annotation, biological process: tricarboxylic acid cycle. The record is from RefSeq and is a predicted model, not a curated record. NCBI's taxonomy places the organism in Eukaryota, Metazoa, Arthropoda, Insecta, Diptera, Culicidae.
GGUUGGCGAUUGCUCAGUCAGUCGCUCUCCGAUUAUCGCCGCGCAAGCACACAAAACAGACCAGACCCCGAGACAGUGCCCAUCGGACCGGAACCGAUUGGCAUAGAGCGGAAUUUUUCGCGGUUACCUCCGAGCGCUAUCAAGGAUUCGACCGCAGCGAGAUAAGAAGACCAAGUGCCGCCAAGAAUAGAGGGAGAGAGAGCGAACCCAACUCGAAUUCACAACUUGAAUCUUCGGCAACAGGUUGACAGGGGGCUAUCCGUACUAUUGAUCGCCUAGGACUUUUGCUACAGCAGGAUGCAUCGCGCAAGGACAGCUCUCCAGCUCAUCGGCCAUCCGGCCGGCCAGCAGAGCUUCGGAUCCUGGUUGAUCCGAAACCCAUCGUCGAAGCUCACCGGUGAACUGGUGGCGGCUUCGUCAGUCAAACUAUACAACUCUGCUGCUGCCGAACCUUUCCUCAAUGGCUCGUCGUCAAACUACAUCGACGAUAUGUACAACGCCUGGCUAAGGGAUCCAGCUUCAGUGCAUGCGUCUUGGGAUGCGUACUUCCGUAACAACUCGUACGAAGCGCCACCAUCGCUGGCCCCGAUCCCACGAAAUCACGUUCCUGCAUCUCAGUACCUUGGCAGUGCCGUGCCGGCCCUGGCCGGUGGCAGCUCUGCCGUCGGUACCCGCAUCGAUGACAAACUGAUCGAUGACCAUCUGGCCGUGCAAGCCAUCAUCAGAAGUUACCAGAUUCGGGGUCAUAACAUUUCAAAACUAGACCCGCUCGGCAUUAGUAACGUGGACCUAGACGAUAGAAUUCCAACGGAAUUACUGUACUCGUCCUACCGUUUCGAUAAGCGGAUUCUCAUGAGCUUAGGUGAUGACGUUUAUCAAACUGUGUUGACGAUGAUUCAAAAGGAGGCCGACAUGGAUCGUGUCUUUAAACUCCCCAGCACUACUUUCAUUGGUGGUAAGGAAAAGUUCCUGCCGCUGCGUGAAAUCCUGAGCCGACUGGAACGUGCCUAUUGUAACAAAAUUGGUGUUGAAUUUAUGUUCAUCAACUCGCUGGAACAGUGUAACUGGAUCCGCGAGCGCUUCGAAACGCCCAACAUUAUGAACUAUACGAACGAAGAGAAACGGCUGCUGUUGGCCCGUUUGACGCGUGCCACCGGAUUUGAGGCUUUCCUGGCCAAGAAGUUCUCCUCGGAGAAACGUUUCGGUCUUGAAGGUUGCGAAAUUAUGAUUCCUGCUAUGAAGGAAGUUAUCGACGUUUCCACUCGGUUGGGCGUGGAGUCGAUCAUUAUGGGUAUGCCACAUCGUGGUCGCUUGAAUGUGCUGGCCAAUGUGUGCCGUAAGCCGUUGAACCAAAUCUUCACCCAGUUUGCCGGUCUGGAAGCCGCCGAUGAUGGCUCCGGUGAUGUCAAGUACCAUUUGGGUACGUACAUCGAACGUCUGAACCGCGUCACGAACAAGAAUAUUCGCCUGGCCGUUGUCGCCAACCCGUCUCACUUGGAGGCCGUCGAUCCAGUCGUGCAGGGUAAGACCCGUGCUGAACAGUUCUACCGCGGUGAUGGUGAGGGAAAGAAAGUAAUGUCCAUCCUGUUGCACGGUGACGCCGCUUUCUCCGGACAGGGUGUCGUGUACGAAACGAUGCAUUUGUCUGAUCUGCCGGAUUACACCACUCACGGUACGGUUCACAUUGUCGUGAACAACCAGAUUGGUUUCACCACUGAUCCCCGUCAUUCGCGCUCCUCGCCUUACUGUACGGAUGUGGCUCGCGUCGUGAAUGCUCCCAUUUUCCACGUCAACUCGGAUGACCCAGAGGCCGUGAUGCAUGUGUGCCGAGUGGCCGCUGAAUGGCGUGCCACAUUCCACAAGGACGUUAUUAUCGAUCUUGUCAGCUAUCGUCGCAAUGGUCACAACGAAAUCGAUGAGCCCAUGUUUACGCAACCUCUCAUGUACAAAAAGAUUCGCGGUAUCAAGCCGGUCUUGGAUAUCUACGCCAAUCAGCUCAUUGCCGAGGGAUGCGUAACGGCCGAUGAAGUCAAGAGUGUCAAGGACAAGUAUGAGAAAAUUUGCGAUGAAGCUAUGGAGCAAGCCAAGGUCGAGACUCACAUCAAGUACAAGGAUUGGCUUGAUUCCCCAUGGUCCGGAUUCUUCGAAGGCAAGGAUCCUCUGAAGGUUGCCCCAACUGGUGUUAUUGAAGAGACCUUAGUGCACAUUGGCAACCGUUUCUCCUGUCCUCCACCUAACGCUGCGGAAUUCGCUAUUCACAAAGGUCUGAUGCGUGUGCUGGCUGCUCGCAAGGAAAUGGUCGACAACAAGACCGUUGAUUGGGCUCUGGGAGAAGCUAUGGCCUUUGGAUCGCUGCUGAAGGAAGGUAUUCACGUGCGCCUCUCCGGACAGGACGUUGAACGUGGUACUUUCUCACAUCGCCAUCAUGUUCUACACCAUCAAACUGUCGACAAGGCCACAUACCGACCAUUGUGCCAUCUGUAUCCUGAUCAGGCGCCUUAUACCGUGUGCAAUAGUUCCCUCUCGGAAUUCGGUGUACUUGGCUUUGAACUUGGUUAUUCCAUGACCAACCCGAAUGCCCUGGUCAUCUGGGAAGCCCAAUUCGGAGAUUUCAACAACACCGCUCAGUGUAUUAUUGAUCAGUUCAUUUCGUCCGGUCAGUCAAAAUGGGUCCGCCAGAGUGGACUGGUGAUGCUGUUGCCGCACGGUAUGGAAGGUAUGGGACCAGAACAUUCGUCCGCCCGCGCUGAACGUUUCUUGCAGAUGUGCUCCGAUGAUCCGGACUACUUCCCACCGGAGUCCGAAGAGUUCGCCAUCCGCCAGCUGCACGACAUCAACUGGAUCGUGGCUAACUGCUCGACACCCGCCAACUACUUCCACAUCAUGCGCCGACAGAUUGCCCUGCCCUUCCGCAAACCGUUGGUGCUGUUGACGCCCAAGUCGCUCCUGCGUCAUCCGGAGGCCAGAAGCUCGUUCAGUGAGAUGACCGACGGAACCGAAUUCCAAAGAAUCAUCCCAGAUGCCUCCGCGGCUUCUGAAAACCCAACUUCGGUAAAGAAACUGAUCUUCUGCUCCGGAAGAGUGUACUACGAUCUCACCAAGGCACGCAAAGAGCGCAAACUGGACAGUGACAUCGCCAUCAGCAGAUUAGAACAGAUCUCACCCUUCCCGUACGAUCUGAUCAAGGCUGAGUGUGCCAAAUACCCGAACGCCGAGCUGGUGUGGGCCCAGGAGGAACACAAGAACCAGGGUUACUGGACGUACAUUGAGCCCCGCUUCGACACCGCAAUCAACUCGACCCGCGACCUCAGUGUGCAAGACAAGCUUGUGCUGCAGAAAACCGCCCAUGGAUUCAAUAUUUCCGAAGGAACCUUCAAUACGCCAACCGACGGUACAAGAGGUCGCAAGGUGAAAAUCUCAUCGAGACCACUUAGCUACGUGGGACGCCCAUGUUCGGCAUCGACCGCCACCGGAUCCAAGGCGCAGCACACCAAGGAACUGAAGAACCUGCUGGACAACGCGAUGGCCUUGUAAAACACCUAGAACAGCACGAAUAUGCUAAAUUCUCUACCCCUUUGGAAUACCAUCCAAUGGACUUAUUAGUAUCCUAAACCACAGUUUAAAAAACUACAACUUCUACUAGUACUACGUAAAGAUGAACUACAACACAAACAUAGAGAACUCACAUACAAACACACACACUUCGAACAGAGAAAACUUAAUGCUAUUAAUGCUACUAUCAUAUUUUGAUGGAACUCUGCUAUUUAGGAGAUAGGUAUUUAUUCGAAGCAGUAACCUGAAACAAAAUCAGUAAUACCUAUACGAAGUAGGGACUCAAGUUUGAUUUGUAAAGUUACAAGAAGGACUAUUUAUUUAUUGAAGUGUUUGCGCGGGAAGUAAUCGAACUUGUUUUAUAUUUCUUUGUCAUAUGAAUGAAGCUAAGCUACGCAAUCGCAAAGUGUAUAAUAAAAGUAUUUAUCGUUAGGAUGUUAGCGUUUAGUAGAUGAAAGACACUGUAGCUGCGUGUCGAAAAUUAUUUUAGAAAUUGAAACUGGUAGAACGGCACAAACAUACAGGGGCCGUACGUGCAUGUAUGAGAGCGGAUUCAUAUUAUCUUUGUAUAGGUGUGUUACAAGGAUAACGGGCUGAUUGUACGCCCCGGACGCUGUCCUUGAAUGGUUUUGUUCGAGGGGCUCUAACGGAGCCAACUGAUUUGAAGAUUCACUUUUUUGAUAAUGGAAAUAAAAAAAAAUCGUUUGAUAUUACUCUGAAGUUUUAGAACCCCAUACCUUACUUUACAUCGAGAUGUUUGAAAUGGAAAUGUAAGAAAAUGUGCUUAGGUAAACCUAAUAUUGCAACUUCCUAUUUUUUGUCCAAAGGUCUCAAGUAGUGCUGCACUUUGAUCUGUUUCGUAUUUUUAGUUACCCAUAAUUUCCUUGGCUUCUAGAAAAACUUAUUCUUAAGCUAAUGUAAGGAGAGUGAUGAUAAUGUCUAGGGUUUGAAACAAUAAAAAUGCGUAUCAAAUCUAAAACAGUCGUCAAUCUCCUUACAUUUUAUUUCUGGGUCGAAUUAGUUUAGUUUGAAAGUUAGAAAAUCGAAUCUAUUACGAUCAGCAGUUCUGUCUUACGAACAUUUUAUCUAGCGGCUUUCAUCCAAAUGAAACUUUAAACUAGUUUGGCUAAACAGACAAGUAGUUUCCUUCGUGAUCCUAACCCCAAAACGAACUAAUCCUUAUGUAGGUACGACAUAAAUGAAGUGUGUACAAACCGAACGUUGUGGUUAAGAAGUCUUUCGUAAAGUAUUAGUAAUGAAGUUGAUGGGUGUAAAAAUGAACUGAUUCACCUUCUGGCGAUUACUCGAUGGAGCCAACAACUAACGCAGAAAUAUAAAAAACGUAACCAGCAAUGGUGUGUGCUUAGAACGACUUGCAUAAACAUUUACUGCAGUUGUUUCAAAUAUUCACAUUGUGUUUCAAGUGAUUAUUACUUUUUAAUAAAAUAUUUUAUUUGACGGCGCAUCAAUCUUACAAUUCUAGGUUGUAAUUAUUUAUUUAUUUUUCAAGGUGUCCUACUACAUGUGCAAAUAUUCCACUAGGUCAUUUUUUAAAUUGCAAUGAACAAGCACGACGUUACAAAAAUCAAAAUAAAACACUGAAUAAAUUUA